AUGGUUUGUUCAACACCACCACCUUCAACUAUUCCCGAAACCGAGAAGCCUGAGCCAGAAAUGAAAAAAGAGAAGAAAAAGAGAGUAUUUCGGAGAGAAACAGUUGCUGACAGAUUGUUGGCGUCCGCGAAAAAGAUGGCUGAGAUUAUUCGAUUUCGAAGUGUUUUCACAAAGAUUUUGUAUUUUGGAAAUACGAAGAAAUAUUUUUCCAUUUCACUCUAUUGA
This is a messenger RNA of Caenorhabditis briggsae, 225 nucleotides long. NCBI's taxonomy places the organism in Eukaryota, Metazoa, Nematoda, Chromadorea, Rhabditida, Rhabditidae. The transcript has a single exon. The record is from RefSeq and is a predicted model, not a curated record. Bases 1 to 225 code for a protein of 74 amino acids.